This is a messenger RNA of Ostertagia ostertagi, 375 nucleotides long. The record is from the annotation of a GenBank genome assembly. NCBI's taxonomy places the organism in Eukaryota, Metazoa, Nematoda, Chromadorea, Rhabditida, Trichostrongylidae.
AUGCUAGGUUCGGAACUCAUUUCCCUUGAUGUGAACAUUUUACACUCUCACAGUUCAAUUCUCUACCCUAACUACGUCGAGCCAGUCUUGAAGCAAAUUAAAAAUAACGUUCAGACCCAGGACGGCACAAAAGCUGUCAAAGUCGCCUAUCACGUACCACGUCGUGAUGAUGAGAAGCAGAUUACUAACGAUAAAAAGCCGUACAUACUACGCUUUCUUGAAAGACAAUGGGCCGUAAGAACUGAAGUGGAGAGAGAAUCGAGGGUCGACUCGCCAAGGAUGAAAAAGAAGAAGAAGAUAGACGUAAUGAAGAAGCGCGCCAGCAGCGAUGCCCCUUCGACUUCGUCCGAUCCAAAAACAAGAAGGUUAAGCUAA